GGAGUUUGAAAGAGCGAGGCGGGCGGUGGAGUGGCGCCUCGUGGGCGGAGCGCGGCUCGACGGGUCUCCCGAUUGAUAUCGCGACAGACGCCCCGACAUCCCGCGCCGGGAGGAUCCGCGGACAGCCGGAGCCGGAGGCGAAGGAGGGUCCACCAUGGCCCGGGAGCUCCUUUCCCCCCCGACCCACCUGCUGUCGGACGAGGACGAGGCCGUCUCGCCCCUGUUCGAGUCCACCGCGGCCGACUUCGUGGCCGGCCCGCGGAAGGACCUGCUGGCCGACUUCUCCACCGUCUCGCCCGGCCCGGAGGGCAGCCGGCGGCAGGCGGAGGAGGAGGCCGGGAAGGUGAAGGUUUACCUGCGUGUCCGGCCCCUGCUGCCGUCCGAGGUGGACAGACACGAGGAGCAGGGCUGCGUCCUCAUCGAGAACCCCGAGACCGUGGUCCUGCAGGCGCCCAAGAAGUCCUUCGCCAUGAAGAGCACCGAGCGCGGGGUGGGCCAAGCCACUCACCGCUUCACCUUCUCCCAGGUCUUCGGGCCGGACGUGGGCCAGGCGUCCUUCUUCAACCUGACGGUGAAGGAGAUGGUCAGGGAGGUCCUGAGCGGCCAGAACCGGCUCAUCUACACCUACGGGGUCACCAACUCGGGCAAGACCCACACGGUGCAGGGGACCCACGAGGACGGGGGCAUCCUGCCGCGCUCCCUGGCCCUCAUCUUCAGCAGCAUCCGGGAGCGGCUGGCCGCGGCCGCCGACCUGAAGCCGCUGCUGUCCCACGAGGUGGUCCGGCUGGACGCCGGGCAGGGCCGCCAGGAGGAGGCCCGGAAGCAGGCCCUGCUGAGCGCCGGCUCGCGGGAGGACGACUGGCCCCCGAAGCCGGGCCGGAGCACGGAGCCGGCGACCCCGCGGGCGGGCGCCGGCGCCAGCUUCGACAGCGGCGUCGCCGGAUUGUCCUCCUCCAGCCACGUCAGCAGCCGGGGCAGUGCCGGCGGUAGCCGGCUGGAAGAGCCGAGCGCCCGCUGGGCGGAAGCGGACGACGCCCCGCCGGCCGGGGACGUCCGGUUCUCGGUCUGGGUGUCCUUCUUCGAGAUCUACAACGAGCUCAUUUACGACCUCCUGGAACUGCCCGGGCCCAGCCACAAGAGACAGACGCUGCGUCUGUGCGAGGACCAGAAGGGGAACCCCUACGUCAAAGACCUGAGUUGGGUCAACGUGCGGGAUGCGGACGAGGCCUGGAAGCUUCUGCGCGUGGGACGAAUGAACCAGACCUUCGCCAGCACCCACCUGAACCACAACUCCAGCCGCAGCCACGGCAUCUUCUCCGUCCGCGUCCUGCACCUGCAGGGAGACGGCGAGGAGGUCCUCAAGAUCAGCGAACUGUCCCUCUGCGACCUGGCCGGGUCCGAGCGCUGCAAGGAGCAGAAGACCGGGGAGCGUCUGAAGGAGGCCGGGAGCAUCAACACGUCCCUGCACACCCUGGGCCGCUGCAUCGCCGCCCUGCGCCAGAACCAGCAGCCGCGGCCGAAGCCGAGCCUGGUGCCCUUCCGCGACAGCAAGCUGACGCGCGUGUUCCAGGGCUUCUUCACGGGCCGCGGCCGGUCCUGCAUGAUCGUCAACGUCAACCCCUGCGCCUCCACCUACGACGAGACCCUCCACGUGGCCAAGUUCUCCGCCUUGGCCAGCCAGCUGGUCCACGCGCCCCCCGUGAAGCUGGGGCUCCCCUCCCUGCACUCGUUCAUCAAGGGCCACGGGAGCCUCCUGGUCGCCCCCGGCCCGGAGAAAGAGGCCGGGCGGGGCCCGGCCUCCGCCGAGGAAGAGGACGACGACGACGAGGAGGAGGAGGAAGGCAGUGGCGACGACGAGGACUUCUCCCUCUGUGAGAAGGAAAAACUGCUGCAGGUGGUGGAGACGCUGAAGAAGCUGCUGCUGCGAGAGCGGCGGGAGAAGCUGCAGCUGGAAAUGCGGCUCCGCAACGAGAUCUGCAACGAGGUGGUGGAGCAGAUGCGGGAGCGGGAGCGGUGGUACAGCGAGCACCUGGACACCCAGAAAGAGCUCCUGGAGGAUCUGUACGAGGACAAGCUGAAGAACCUGAAGGAGUCGCUGACGACGUAUUACCGGGAGGAGCUGCGGGAGCGGGACGAGCAGAUGGAGGAGCUGGAGGCGGCCCUGCAGGAGGCCCGGCAGCAGGCGGCGGAGGCCGGCCUCCCCCCGCGGCGGUCCCGGCGACUGGCCGCCGCUUCCGGCCCGGAGCGGGAACUGCAGGAGGCCAAGGCCAAGCUGGCCCAGUGCCAGGAGGAGCUGAGCUCCGCCCGGCGCGAGCUGCACGGGUACCAGAAGAUGCCGGAGCCCCCGCCCUCGCCCUCCAAGCCCUUCGCCGGCGACGCGGACAGGAAGCUGGAGGAGGGGCAGAAGAACGUGAGGCUGCUGCGGGCGGAACUUCAAAAGCUCGGCCAGUCCUUCCAGUCGGCGGAGAGGGCCUGCUGCCACAGCACGGGGGCGGGCAAGCUGCGCCGGGCCCUGGCCGCCUGCGACGACAUCCUCGGCAAGCAGAUUUCCUCCUGCCGGGGAGGGGACCCCUAAAGCCCCCCGUGGCGACUCCUCUCGGCCCCGACCCCCCACCGGCACGAUUCGAGUUGGGAUUUUUGACCCGUGGCCCCGGCGGCCUCUCUGCCCGCCCCCAACCUGCGGGUUUAAAACGGGGGUCCCCGCCCGCCCGGGGGUAAGAAGCGAGGCCGGGGCGGCCCCCCGCGGCCCACCCCUCCGUCCCCGCCCGGCCGCGGGGACCUCGGCCCCCGCGAUCGACCGGGGACGCCGCCGUCGGACGGCGGUCUCCCCCGGAGGACCCUCGGGGGCUCUCGUUCAGGAGACGUCUGCCGGCCCGGGCCGAGGUCGGGCGGAGCGCGGCGGAGGGGAACGAGCCCCCCCGCCUUCGGCUGGCCCGGGAUUUAACCCGGAUCCAGCGUCGUCCUGCCCGUCCCCUCUCCUCUCCCGCGGGGAGAACGAGACGGGCCCCUCUCCCCAAGGCCCGGGGCAGGUGGCUUCUGCUACCGUCUCCCUUCUCGGCUCUGUCCGCUCCUGAUCAGAGGAUUUAAUUCGCUCCCUCUAUCCUCCCUCGCUCUUC
Ornithorhynchus anatinus (platypus) is the source of this 3116-nucleotide messenger RNA. It is a transcript of the gene KIF20A, whose product is annotated as kinesin family member 20A. The record is from RefSeq and is a predicted model, not a curated record. Gene Ontology annotation, cellular component: spindle microtubule; nucleus. Gene Ontology annotation, molecular function: ATP binding; microtubule binding; plus-end-directed microtubule motor activity. Lineage: Eukaryota; Metazoa; Chordata; Mammalia; Monotremata; Ornithorhynchidae. Gene Ontology annotation, biological process: microtubule-based movement; mitotic spindle assembly. Bases 155 to 2575 code for a protein of 806 amino acids. The transcript has 19 exons.